Dinoponera quadriceps is the source of this 2064-nucleotide messenger RNA. Its product is annotated as putative protein tag-52. Lineage: Eukaryota; Metazoa; Arthropoda; Insecta; Hymenoptera; Formicidae. The record is from RefSeq and is a predicted model, not a curated record. The transcript has 9 exons. The coding region runs from base 123 to 1724 and encodes 533 amino acids. Gene Ontology annotation, biological process: intracellular signal transduction. Gene Ontology annotation, molecular function: guanyl-nucleotide exchange factor activity. Gene Ontology annotation, cellular component: cytoplasm.
UGCUAAGCUAUUUAAAUUCUCGUUAGCGCUACAGCAGCAACACAGCGAGCAGCAUUCGUGGAGAAGCGUUCUUGAGAAAACAUCAUCGAGAUACGUGAAAAUAUUUUUCAAAAUUGGUGUUAAUGUAUAUUACCAAUAUGUAUUCACCAUUGUCGCCGCAAGCCAGUCUCAGUUCAGAAUUAAGAAAAAUUAUAAAUGAAAGAAACAUGUUGAGUACGCGAAGCCGUAUGAAAGUUUUACAUGCUUUGAACGAGGAUAAUGAAAGGUGCGCAGAAGUAAAGGAGAAGGCACUAAAAUCACAAGCCAUUCAAGAAAUAUUAACUACAGAGGUCACCUAUUUACGACAAUUGGAAAUCUUGGUAGAGUUUUUCUUGCAGCCUAUUCUCGAAAAAAAUUUACUAAAUCAUCCGCUGUUUAUCACUCUAUUGGACAACAUAAAAACGUUGUAUAAUGUAAGCGGAGAAUUAGUAACAGGAUUAAAACAUAAUCCUGACAAUAUAGCCGAAGUAUUUCACAAGCUCGCACCAUUCUUUAAGCUGUAUUCAGUUUAUGCUUACGAUUACACACAAGUGCUAAAUCUGCUACAGAUAAGUCAAGAGAGCGAUCCUGCCUUCAAAAAGUUUGUAUGUGAUCAAGAAACAAGGCCAGAAGUAGGUAGAAAAUUACCCUCGUUGUUAAUUACACCGGUUCAGAGGGUACCACGGUAUCAAUUACUUGUUAAGGAAGUGUUACAACAUACUCCUUACAAUCACAAAGAAUAUAGACCUCUGCAGGCAUGUUUGGUCGAAAUUGAAAAGUCCGCAAGGCAUAUAAACAGUUUAGUCGCACAGAAUGAAGAGACGCAAAAAUUGUUGAAUCUCCAAAGGUGCAUUAUUACCUCGAUUAAUCUAGUUAAACCUGGUAGAAUAUUAAUCAAACAAGGACCAUUAAUGCGCGUCUCGAGACGAGGCAAUACCGCUUAUAAGCGGUACUUCGUCCUUUUAAAUGACACAUUGUUGUAUUGUAAAGGCGAGCCGGAAACUUCAUUGAGCGUGUCUUGCGUUUUACCGCUAAACAAGUGCAGUUUAACUUGCGUUCUAAGCAAGAAAUUGUUCCGUAUAACAUGUUUACACGAAACAUUCCUGCUAUACUCGGAACAGGGUGACAGCAACGAAUGGAUACAGUCUAUACAAGGUGCUAUCAAAAAGUAUACUGAAUGUAGGCAGACUUUGAGAAAGGAAAGUAGCUCGAGAAAGCCACUCAGACAUAAUAAUGUCAAUGAAUUUCCAUCGGACGAUAUACCAAAAAAAUCUACUAAAAGGAAAAGAUCUACGGAAGAUAAACAAGUUCCUUUGGAUUCCUCUAAUAUUAUUUAUUUUAAAAAGGAUAACAAGACGGAUGAAGAUGAUAUUCAACAAGAAAAUAUGUGUUUACCUUUUUGUAGCAAAACCAAGAAAUUUAAACGAAGUGAAGAUGUCAGCACCGACGAUUUUGAAAUUCAGACAGAAAGCAUAAAACCAAAAUUAUGUAAAAAAAGGCACAAACAAAGCGUACUUGCAUAUAAACAUUUAGAAAAACCAAGCGGUUAUUCUAACAAGACUUUAGAGUCAAUGGAGGACCAUAGAACAAGUUUGAGGUCAAUCACAUCGAAUGUUGGAGAACAAGCAGCAUCGCCAUUUAGGAUGAUCGCUGGAUUCUUUACAUACGUAGGAACGUCCAUAAAAGAUCUUUUUACAUUAAAAUAAGACAUCGUGCAGUGCGUCUUAUUACAUACAUACGUACAUAAAUAAAAGAGUAAUUUAUUCGUAUUAUAAUUAUAUACAAGUAUAUAUCUAAUUUGGCUUUCGGGUUAGCGCCGCAUCCUUUAUAGCUUUCCAACGGUUUCGUGAACAUUUCAGUUCUUCAAGGUGAGAGGCAACCCGAAAUUAUAUAUGAUUGUACAUUAUUAUAUUUUCUAAAUUAUAGAAAUAAAAAAAUAAAUACAUAUUAUGUCUUGAUAAAUUAGUAAUAUUAAUAAUUAACUAAUCAAUAGCUUGAUUCUUUUCGCGGCUUUCCACUCCAUGGCCAACUGACACUCGAUAAUUU